Molecule: messenger RNA, 2815 nt
Organism: Cladophialophora immunda
Lineage: Eukaryota; Fungi; Ascomycota; Eurotiomycetes; Chaetothyriales; Herpotrichiellaceae
Exons: 6
Coding region: 170-2428 (752 amino acids)
Biological process (GO): hydrogen peroxide catabolic process; response to oxidative stress
Cellular component (GO): cytosol
Molecular function (GO): catalase activity; heme binding
Source: RefSeq, a predicted model, not a curated record
CGCAGGGGCAUGGUUAUUUUUUUUUUGAGGAGAGGCAUGAGCGGGAAACGAGAUGCUCUGACACCUUCAUAUAUAAACCACCACGGAGACGGCAACGGCCCUCCUGAAAUUUCGACUUGAGUCCAAACAGUGAUCCCCAUGAGAUCAGGUCGUGCAACCCCUUCUCGCCAUGCGUUCUCCACUCCUCAACCUCCAUGCUUUGCCAGCCGUGGUCGGGACCACGGUCGCACUCCUCUACUUUGCUCAAGGGACCUUGGCCGCUUGUCCCUACAUGCAAGGUGGCCAAGGAUUCCAGGAACAAUCGUCGGGACACGGGGCAAAGGCUUAUUCGAAACGGCAGACUUCCGUUUCCAACAGCACGGCUCCUGUCGACACUUUUCUUGACCAAUUCACGCUCAAUGACACCGACACGUACAUGACUUCGGAUGUCGGGGGACCGAUCCAGGACCAAGAGAGCUUGAAGGCGGGGAUCAGGGGACCGACGCUUCUGGAAGACUUUAUGUUCAGACAGAAGAUCCAGCACUUUGAUCAUGAACGGGUUCCGGAGAGAGCAGUUCAUGCACGAGGUACAGGAGCUCAUGGCGUCUUCACAAGCUACGCCGACUGGUCAAAUAUCACCGCCGCUUCGUUUCUCUCUGCAGCAGGGAAGCAGACUCCCAUGUUUGCCCGGUUUUCUACCGUUGCAGGAAGCAGAGGCAGCCCAGAGGCAGUCCGAGACGUCCAUGGCUUUGCAACCCGUUUCUACACCGACGCUGGAAAUUUUGACAUCGUUGGAAACAACAUUGCGCCAUUUUUCAUCCAGGACGCGAUCCAGUUUCCGGAUCUGAUACAUGCUGUGAAGCCGGAGCCCGACAGGGAAAUUCCACAGGGAGGCACCGCCCACACCACAGCGUGGGAUUUCUUCAGUCAACAGCCCUCUGCGUUGCAUACUCUGUUCUGGGCUAUGGCCGGCUAUGGCAUUCCACGAUCCUUCCGGCAUAUGGAUGGCUUUGGCGUUCAUACUUUCCGAUUCGUAACCGAGGACGGCAAUUCGAAGUUGAUCAAGUGGCAUUGGAAGACGCUACAAGGCAAGGCAAGCUUGGUGUGGGAGGAAGCCCAGGUGUUGUCCGGAAAGAACAUCGACUCGCACAGGCAGGAUCUGUGGGACGCCAUUGAGGCUGGUCAGUAUCCAGAAUGGGAACUCGGGGUACAGAUCAUGGAGGAGUCCGACGAGCUCAGCUUCGGGUUUGAUCUUCUCGACCCGACCAAGAUCGUGCCGGAGGAAAUCGUGCCAGUCACCAUUCUGGGCAAGAUGACUCUGAACCAGAACCCUCGGAACUAUUUUGCCGAAACAGAACAGAUCAUGUUCCAACCGGGCCACAUCGUCCGCGGGAUCGACUUUACAGAGGAUCCUCUGCUUCAGGGACGCAUCUACUCCUAUCUUGACACGCAGUUGAACCGACACGGCGGCCCCAACUUCGAGCAACUGCCCAUCAACCGGCCCCGGGUGCCGAUCCACAACAACAACCGAGACGGAGCUGCUCAGAACUACAUCCCGCUCAACGUGGACGCGUACACGCCCAACACCGGCAACAACGGCUCGCCCAUGCAGACCAACCAGACGGUGGGGAACGGGUUCUUCACGACGCCUGGGCGCACGGUGGGCGGGAACCUGGUGCGGGAGAAGUCGCCGACGUUUGCGGACGUGUGGUCGCAGCCGCGGCUGUUCUACAACUCGCUGAUCCCGGCGGAGCAGCAGUUCCUGAUCAACGCGAUGCGCUUCGAGGCCUCGCACGUCACGUCGCCGGUAGUCAAGCAGAACGUCAUCACGCAGCUGAACCGCGUCGACAACGACCUGGCGGUGCGGCUCGCGCGCGUGCUGGGCGUGCCCGCCCCGGCACCGGACCCGACCUACUACCACAACAACCGCACCGCGUUCGUGUCCAUCUUCAACUCGUCGCUGCCAACCAUCGCGGCGCUCAACGUCGGCAUCCUGGCCAGCGUGUCCUCGCCCGCGUCCCUAGCUCAGGCGACCGCGCUGGCCGCGUCGUUCGCGCAAGCGGGCGCCUUCCCCUCCAUCGUGGGUGAGGUGCUCACCGGCCCCGUCAACCAGACGUACUCGGCCGCCGACGCGAGCGGGUUCGACGGCGUCAUCGUCACGACCGGCACCACCGCCCUCUUCACCACCAACGCCUCCACCUCGGCCCUCUACCCGGCCGCCCGCCCCCUGCAGAUCCUCCUCGACGCCUACCGCUGGGGCAAGCCCGUUGGCGCCCUCGACGGCGCCGCCGCUGGUAGCACCGCGUUGGGAGUCGCCGCCAUCCCCGCGGGGACGCCCGGGGUGUACACCCAAAACAACUCGACGGACCUGGCCAGCUUCGUGACGGCCUUCGAGGGCGGGCUGCGCACGUUCCGCUUCGUGGACCGCUUCCCGCUGGACCCGUCCUGAUCAAGCCCCGUGGCCGCGCGAGAUUCCUGGACCCGGCUUUUCGAGAGUCGACAUUGUUGAAUUGGCCCAACAUCAUCUCUCUAUUCCCCACUCCUCCCCUUUCUCCUAUACCUCCCUUUCUAGCCUCCGAGCUUGAGAGGAUUUCGUUCGUUCGUUCCCCAUUGAUAUACCUACCUGCCUAUACAUAUGAGCAUACGAGCGUCUGCAUCAGCGUUGGUCGUGGCUUGGGAUUUGCGCACGGUGGAUCCACGCAGUCACUACUCACGGGUUCUGGGUCGUGGACAGCGUUAUUGGCUGUGUAGAGCCUACAGUGUGAAAUACGUAAGGUAAUACAAUAAGGUAAUUCUCAUCGGUCGGUCUUCUCGGUCCAUGAGCCAUGAAUAAGAG